Penicillium soppii is the source of this 2550-nucleotide messenger RNA. RefSeq lists its product as uncharacterized. The record is from RefSeq and is a predicted model, not a curated record. The transcript has 6 exons. NCBI's taxonomy places the organism in Eukaryota, Fungi, Ascomycota, Eurotiomycetes, Eurotiales, Aspergillaceae. Gene Ontology annotation, cellular component: cell septum; cell periphery. Bases 1 to 2550 code for a protein of 849 amino acids. Gene Ontology annotation, molecular function: chitin synthase activity.
AUGGACCCUUCAUUUAAUCGACCAUACUCAUUCGAGUAUGCACGACGGAGCGAGGAAAGCGACAGAAUGAACGAUAGCCAUUCUCUUCGGAAUACCCAGAACGUAAAUGAGCAAGCUGUUUCCCUUCUUUACACGGCCACCACAUCUGCUUUACCCGUCAGCCCCUUUGCAGACCCGAUUCCCCCCAGCGGAGUGACUCGACGAUCCUACACAUCUUCAUCUUCUGCGCUCAAAAGCCCCGUCGCAGAUUCCAUGGAAUCGCAAGAGAAACCCGACCAGUUUAGAUUACACAAUCUCUCUAAUCAGGGCUCUGCUGUCCCUUCUUCUAGAGACUCCGGAGCACGAUACAAGGGCAGCAGCGUACGGCGGUAUCCGACACGACGCAUCAAGUUGAUACAAGGCUCAGUCUUGAGCAUAAAUUAUCCCGUGCCGAGUCCUAUUCGCAAUGCUAUUCAGCCGGAGUAUAGGGAUGCGGAGGGUGAACUUUCGGAGGAAUUCACGCAAAUGAGAUAUACCGCUGCAACGUGCGAUCCCGAUGAAUUUACGCUACGAAAUGGCUACAAUCUCCGUCCUUCGAUGUAUAACCGACAUACGGAACUCCUCAUCGCCAUUACCUACUACAAUGAAGAUAAAGUUCUUACUGCGAGAACCUUGCAUGGAGUCAUGCAAAAUGUGCGAGAUAUCGUCAAAUUGAAGAAAACGGAAUUUUGGAAUAGAGGAGGUCCCGCUUGGCAAAAGAUCGUUGUCUGUCUUGUUUUCGAUGGGAUGGAUCCAUGCGACAAAAAUACACUCGACGCUUUGGCAACUAUUGGUAUCUUUCAAGAUGGAGUUAUGAAACAAGACGUGGACGGAAGAGAGACCGUUGCCCAUAUUUUUGAAUAUACUACCCAGCUAUCAAUCACCCCCAAACAGGAGCUCGUCCGCCCAUACGCAGACAAUCCGAUGAACCUACCCCCGGUGCAAAUGAUGUUUUGUCUCAAAAAGAAAAAUGCGAAGAAAAUCAACUCGCAUCGUUGGUUAUUUAACGCGUUUGGACGCAUUUUAAACCCCGAGAUCUGCAUUCUAAUUGACGCGGGCACAAAACCGGGACCCAGGUCUUUACUUGCUCUAUGGCAGGCAUUUUAUAACGACAAGAACCUUGGCGGCGCCUGUGGUGAGAUCCAUGCGCUUCUAGGCCAUCGCUGGAAAAAACUCAUUAACCCGUUGGUUGCGGCCCAAAACUUUGAAUACAAGAUAUCCAAUAUUUUGGAUAAACCGUUGGAGAGCAGCUUUGGUUAUGUGAGUGUUCUUCCGGGGGCGUUCUCGGCCUACCGGUACCGUGCGAUUAUGGGUCGGCCUUUAGAGCAGUAUUUCCAUGGUGAUCACACGCUUGCUGAGAAAUUGGGCAAGAAGGGCAUUGAUGGGAUGAAUAUCUUCAAAAAGAAUAUGUUUCUUGCUGAAGAUCGAAUUCUUUGCUUCGAACUGGUUGCUAAGGCUGGUAGUCAGUGGCAUCUUACGUAUGUGAAGGCAUCGAAAGGAGAGACAGAUGUCCCCGAACGACCGGCAGAGUUUCUGAGCCAACGGCGGCGCUGGCUGAAUGGCUCUUUUGCUGCCUCGCUUUAUUCUAUUAUGCAUUUCAAUCGCAUCUAUCAAAGCGGACAUGGUAUCUUUCGGUUGUUUUUUCUUCAUGUCCAACUGGUUUACAACAUCUGCCAGUUGGUCCUGACGUGGCUUUCACUGGCAUCCUACUGGCUCACAAGCUCGGUCAUUCUCGAUAUUGUUGGAACGCCAAGCGCAACAAACAAAUACAAGGGGUGGCCGUUUGGCAACGAAGUGACUCCAAUUCUCAAUAAUCUAUUGAAGAUUGGGUACUUGACAUUUCUUAUGCUCCAAUUUAUUCUAGCUCUCGGCAAUCGGCCCAAAGGCUCCAAAUUCUUGUAUACACUUUCAUUCGUCUAUUUCUCUGUCAUCCAAGCCUACCUCCUCGUGCUUGCCUUUUACCUCGUUUCCCAAGCAUUGACCCCUGAGAACCUCAAAUUCGAUUUCAACCAUGGCUUCUCGGCACUGAUCUCCGGUUUUAUUGGGUCGACAGGCGGCAUUGUCCUAGUGGCUUUGGUCUCAACAUACGGGAUCUAUUUCGUUGCCAGCAUUCUCUACGCCGAUCCCUGGCAUAUGCUCACUUCUUCUUGGGCCUAUUUUCUCGGAAUGCCCUCGUCAAUCAAUGUUCUCAUGGUCUAUGCAUUUUGCAACUGGCAUGAUGUUUCAUGGGGCACUAAGGGAUCAGAUGCACCCGAGAAACUUCCAUCCGCACAAACAAAGAAAGAAGAUGAAACGCCUUUUGUUGAGGAAUUGGAGAAGCCGCAGGUCGAUAUUGACGAGCAAUUCGCCGCGACGGUGAAGCGAGCCCUAACUCCGUGGCAGGAGCCGGAGGAAAAAGAGGGUGUUGCGCUUGAUGAUUCGUACAAAGCAUUCCGAACGAAUCUAGUCCUACUGUGGACUUUUAGUAACGGUCUUUUGGCGCUGUGCAUUAAUAAUUCCAGUAUCACGAGGCUCUGCUUGACGGCAAGUUGA